Ixodes scapularis (black-legged tick) is the source of this 723-nucleotide messenger RNA. RefSeq names its product glycine-rich cell wall structural protein. The record is from RefSeq and is a predicted model, not a curated record. NCBI's taxonomy places the organism in Eukaryota, Metazoa, Arthropoda, Arachnida, Ixodida, Ixodidae. Bases 307 to 639 code for a protein of 110 amino acids. The transcript has 3 exons.
UCACAAGUGCGUGGCAAUUUUUUUGUUGCUAGCCCGACGGGUUCGUGAUAGGGUGACAGCAACAAGGCUGACGUCAGACGCCUAGGCUACAAAAAGACUCCCCGCAGUUCUCCGCAGGAACAGAAACUUGGCUGCUUUCAUCGUCUGAGCACUGCGGAUUUCAGGGCUCGUCGAAUCGGCGAGAAAGGGCGACAUCACACGCCCCGGUGCAACCGUUGGAAAGGGUAUAUAAGAGCCGCAGUCACCACGAGGCAGCAUCCAGUCCUUUUGCCAGCAGCGUUCCAGGACCACUGAGAUACCAGAAUCAUGAGGAGUAUGUUCGUUCUGGCCACCAUUUUCGCGGCCUUGGCAGCUGCUAGCGCCGGCUACCUGGGCGGAUACGGAGGCGGUGGCUACGGCGGAGGAGGCUACGGUGGCGGCGGCUACGGCGGAGGAGGCUACGGCGGUUAUGGCGGCGGUGGGUAUGGUGGCCACGGCGGCUACGGCGGAGGCGGCUACGGCGGUGGAUAUGGAGGCGGCGGAUACGGCGGACACGGAGGAUACGGCGGAGGAGGAUACGGCGGAGGAGGAUACGGCGGAGGAGGAUACGGAGGAGGCGGCUACGGAGGUGGCGGCUAUGGCGGUCACGGCUGGUGGUAGAGCGAGGCAGUCGAUCCGCCAUUCAUCUUGUAGACCCCAUCUUCAGAAACCAUGUUUUUUGUAAAUAAACUUUUCAAACGACAA